This is a messenger RNA of Colletotrichum chrysophilum, 2466 nucleotides long. RefSeq lists its product as uncharacterized. The transcript has 3 exons. Gene Ontology annotation, biological process: nuclear-transcribed mRNA catabolic process, nonsense-mediated decay; mRNA export from nucleus. The record is from RefSeq and is a predicted model, not a curated record. Gene Ontology annotation, molecular function: RNA cap binding; mRNA binding. The coding region runs from base 1 to 2466 and encodes 821 amino acids. NCBI's taxonomy places the organism in Eukaryota, Fungi, Ascomycota, Sordariomycetes, Glomerellales, Glomerellaceae. Gene Ontology annotation, cellular component: nuclear cap binding complex; nucleus.
AUGGGUGACUACGAGCGCAGACGCCAUCACGGCGGCGGUGGCCACAACAACAGAAAGAGAAGGUACAGAGGCCUCUUGCCGAUGACAGACGAUGAUGACAACGAUCACCGACAGCAGCGCCGAAGAAUCGAUUCCGCGCCUCUUCCUGUGAGGGUUCGCCGACAGCUGCUGUCCCUUGCCGAGUCUCCUCUCCGACGAUGGCACGAAGAAGUCCAGAGCAUCGCACACGUAGUCGCUGAUAACACCGAAGACACGGAGCUGCGCGAGAGCUUCAUUAGCCUCGUUCUCCAGCUUGCGCUGGAGCAGCCGCUCAAAACGCCUUUCGUUGCUGGUGUCAUUCUCCUGGUGAACACCCUCAAGCCGGAAAUUGUGGGCGAGAUCCUCGUCAAGCUCAGCGCUGCGACUCAGGAAAAGAUCGAGGCCGGACAAUGGAGAGACGUGAAGCUUUACUUGAAGCUCCUGGCUUGUUUGCAGAGCUCCUUGGACGGCGAGGGAAUCUUCAACGUAUUGGACGAGCUGUUCAAUCGCGCUGUAGACCUGCAGACUGCAAGCUCAGAUGACACAAUUGGCACAGAGCUUGUCAAGAUUAUUCUUUUUACGAUUCCCUACAUUAUGGCUGCCGCGCCCGGACAGUGGCAGCAAAAGGCAGCCGAUCUCAUGGAGAAGACCGACAUCAUCGCCUCCGAACCCCAUGCGCUCCAAGCGCUGAUCGACCCAUACCUUGCGGAGAAAGAUGAGCCAACUGGGUCAAUGAGUGUGAUUGCCUUGCUGCAAAAGCAGCUUCAUCAGGAGGCGGCGAAUAACUGGGAACUCUCGUGCCUUCCCAGACCCUGGAAGCUACCGCUGGAGGAGAUUGAAGCCCAAGAAAAGCUUGACAAUGCCACCAAGCACACCUUGCCAGCCAUUACUGUUCCCGAGAAGAUCAUUGCUGGACCUCGACCUUUGUUUCCCGAGGUCUAUUUCUCGGUGUAUAGCUCCCAGGAAGUUGGGUCGAUACCUCCUGUCACAGACAUUGCCUCUUCGCUGAUUCGCGAUGGUUUGGUUGAUACUAUCAACAUCCUGGACUACAAUCGCAAUGUUACUGCUAGGUACUUGAUUGAUCUCGACUGCUACUUUUCCGACACUACCUUCGUCAAGCGAGCCACUCCUUUUGACAGGCUGCGCGACAUAGAGUCUGGCAAGUCGACAUGGAAGCCUGAGGACGUCGCCGUCGACGCUGUCUUCUCACAGCUCUUCCAGCUUCCCACGCCUGAGCAUAAGCUUGUUUACUACCACUCCGUGCUGACCGAGGCUUGCAAGAUUGCGCCGGCAGCGAUUGCGCCCAGUUUGGGCCGUGCGAUUCGACACAUGUACCGCAAUUCCAGCCGACUAGAUCUUGAGCUCUCGCAGAGAUUUGUCGAUUGGUUCUCUCACCACUUGAGCAACUUUGGCUUCACCUGGAAGUGGACAGAGUGGGUCGAUGACGUUUUCCUACCUGACAUCCACCCCAAGAAGGCGUUCAUUAUCGGGGCCUUGGACAAGGAAAUCAGAUUGAGCUUCGCUCAGCGCAUCAAGGGCACUCUGCCUGAGCCGUACCAGCCUCUUAUCGGCCCGGAUAAGGAGAAGGACGUCCCUGACUUCAAGUUCAACGACGAAAGUGAGUACCCUCUUAUCAUCUCCCCACCAUUCAUGAAUCUAACCGAGGACAAAGGCACCCCUUUCUCGGCCGAGGGACGUGAAAUCGCCUCACUUCUGAGACGCAAAGCCCCAGAUGAAGAGUUCCAGCCUAUCAUUGAGAAGAUUCACUCGCUUGCCAUAGAGCACGACCUGGACCCCUUGGUGACUAGCACCGAUGUCUUCGUCACAGCCGUCUGCUGGGUAGGGUCGAAAUCUCUUAGCCAUGUCCUGGCAUGCAUCGAACGAACCAAGGAUCGGCUCCUUGACGUGGGUGCGGCGUCUGAGGCGGCUAAGGCCCAAAUCAUUACCGCAGUCAUGUCAUACUGGGCUGCCCAGCCUGGUGUGGCUAUUUCCAUCGUGGAGAAGCUUCUCAACUAUUCAAUCUUGUUGCCUCUCUCAGUCAUUGACUGGGCAUUAGUGAGCAGCAACCAUAUCAACGGCCAGUCAUCUGGGGACUCUCUGGCGCAGACCCAUGUUUUUGAGCUUGUGUUUGGAACGGUCGCCAAGGUCACAGGUCGCGUCCGACAGUUGCAGACAGAAGCUGAUGCAGAUGAUGAGGCAAAGGAGAGAGAGGUCAAGGCCAUGCGUGACCUUUUCAAGGCGAUGGAGGAUGCUCUGGUGAGCUGGGCCUCUGGUAGCAAGGACGAGAUGAUGGAGGAGAUGGACGGAGCGGGUCAGCGCGACAGUCUUCUCCGGCGCUGGGGCGAGCGUUGGCUGCGCGUCUUCCGACGUCGGGCGGCCAUUGAAGAGGCCUUUAUCCUGGAGGCUUCGAAGGACCAGACAUCUGGAGGAGAAACCGCCUCCGUCUAA